Molecule: messenger RNA, 1878 nt
Organism: Cryptococcus amylolentus CBS 6039
Lineage: Eukaryota; Fungi; Basidiomycota; Tremellomycetes; Tremellales; Cryptococcaceae
Exons: 11
Coding region: 186-1784 (532 amino acids)
Molecular function (GO): UDP-glycosyltransferase activity
Source: RefSeq, a predicted model, not a curated record
CAACAACAUCGCAUCGGUUCAGGCCACAAAGCUUCAUCGCAAGAUAUAUAAAAGACAGUAUACACAUGUACGUAUAGCAGACAGCCACCACCGCCGACCUUCACGGCUAUACAUAUUGCGUAGCCAGAUACGUCGUGGGCACAACAGACUCGAAGCCUACUCGAAGCCUUCUUGAAGCAGCUAUUAUGACUUUCAACGCCCCACUCCAUCUGAUAGCUAUCCCUGCCGCCUUUUGGGGGCACAUGCGACCCAUGCUCAAUCUUCUCCUCAACCUCCUUAAGACCCAUCCAAACGUUUAUAUCACUGCCUUCCUCACACCCUCUAUCUCGUCUCAUAUGCUGGUCGACCUUCAGUCGUUCAUCGCAAAGGAAGACCAAGGCAAAUCUGGCUCCGGAUCAAACAGACUCCAAAUCAUUACUUGCGGGGAUCAGCCUCCUGAGGAUACUUUUGUGACCCCUGAUUUCGCUGAGGAGGUCAAGAACUAUGCGAGAAUUCUGCCAGAGUUUGUCAGAGGCGCCUUGGAAGGGAAGACCGACCUGGGCCACGGGAGGAUCAACAAGUUCGCCCAUACUACGGUACCAAGCAGAAUUAUCUUUGACAUGUGCCAUACCUUCUUCCCGGCCGAGAUGAGGAAAAUUGCCAAGGCCAUCAACCUACCUGUACCGCUCCUCUUCAUUUUCACACCUUUCAGUCUGUCGGCGCUUUACCAUCUUUACAUCGAAGGCGGUAAUGGCAGCUUUGGAAGAAUUUUGAAAGCUGUGGAACAAGAUAUCAGCGAUGGUAUUGACAUCAUUGAGUCAUACAAGAAUCGAGCUUCAGGAUUUCUCAACGGAUCUGUGACCACCCCCCCCGAUCUACCGACCAAGUUUGACCACGAGUGGUGGCCUCUGAUGAUCACGCAAGACGCCCCCGCUCAAACCACCAUGGGUUUUAUCCCGUCACACGGCACCAUUCACGACAGCGAUGUUACCGGGGUCGUAGUCCCAUUCAUCGAAGAGCUAGAGCCAAGAUCUACGGCAACUCUGGAGAAGGAGUUGGGGAAGUCAAUCUACGCCGUUGGCCCGCAGUUGCCUCAAGAAAUGUGGGAUGGGACGGUAUCUCAGACAGCGCCUGAUGCCGAAGGUCAGAAGGUAAUCAGGUUCUUGAACGAUAUGAAGAUCAAACAUGGCCCCAUGACUGUCGCAUACGCCAGCUUUGGCUCCAUUUUCUUCCCCUUCACCCGUCCCGAGAUCGUCACCUAUCUUCUCGAAUCUCUUCGCGAGAAAAACAUGCCGCUGGUCUUUGCCUAUCCAUCUGGAUUGAGACCUCCGCCACCCCGGCUGCUCGAGCCCUUUGAAGGCUUGGAGGAUGUGUGUUUGGUAAAGUUUGCACCGCAGUGGCAGGUCUUGAACCACGAGGCUACUGCAUUCUUCGUCACUCAUUGCGGUAGCAACAGCAUGUCAGAGGCGAUCCUCUCCGAGGUACCUGUUGUCACGAUGCCCUUCGGGUGCGACCAAGCGGAGAUCGCCUCGCUACUUACAGAUGUCCUUCACGUCGGGAUCGACCUCAAGCAAUGCAAGACUUUCUAUGACCCCGCUUUCCGUACCCUCUACGACGGCACCGAAGUGAUUGGUACAGAAGAGGCUAUCAAGGGAGAGAUGAAGGAGGUUUGGGAAAGGAUGAGGGGAACAGAGGGAGAGGUUAUGAGAACAAGGAUCAAGGAGGUCAAAAGCAGGCUGAGGGAAAGCUUGGCCAAUGGGCAAGCUGGGCGGGAUAUGGCGAAGCUUGUAGGUCGAGUGGACUAAGCGCCGCGUCCGUAGUCGAUACCAUUGAAGUUCGUCGCCGAGUAAAGCGAUUGUCCAUAUACAGAGCGUACAAUGCAUACUAGAUAUUACGGAA